This is a messenger RNA of Plasmopara halstedii, 1170 nucleotides long. Its product is annotated as protein phosphatase. Lineage: Eukaryota; Oomycota; Peronosporomycetes; Peronosporales; Peronosporaceae. The transcript has 2 exons. The coding region runs from base 1 to 1170 and encodes 389 amino acids. Gene Ontology annotation, molecular function: cation binding; protein serine/threonine phosphatase activity. The record is from RefSeq and is a predicted model, not a curated record. Gene Ontology annotation, biological process: protein dephosphorylation.
AUGUACAAACACCAAACCAUCAUUCUAACAACGCCUUUCAACUACUGUCAAGACUUACAGGACUCGCUUAGUUUUCAAACUGAACACGUUGAGUCACGUGAAAGCUUUGGAUGUAACACCUUAGAAUCGAAACUUGCUACCUUCGUCUGUCGCGUGAAGACUGUGCCUAGGGAACACCGCGUUCUACUUGCCAUCAUUGAAAUUUCUGAGCUUCAUCUUGCACAAGACCUAAAUAAGCAGAGCAAUGACUCGCUGCGUCGUCGAAAGGAGAAUCAAGACGCAUUUUGUGUCUGCGACGUUUUGGCUGGUGAUGCAGACGCCACUUUGCUGUCAGUUUUCGAUGGACACGGACCACAAGGUGCUUUCGUCAGUCACUUCGUACGCGAGCAAUACCAUCAAGCAGUGGCAAAGACAUAUGCGGCACUUGUUUCACCGAGUUGUUGGCGUGCCGAUGGCCAUGAUCGCCAUGAUGCAAUGAGAGAUAUAGAAAGAAAGGGAGAGAGCAUCGAGUGCGAUAUUAUCACAGAAGUAUUCAGGCAGGCAUCGCAGAUAGUAACAGAGAUAUUGAACGCCAGUGAAAUUGAUAUUAGUGUGAGUGGCACUACCGCAGUGUCGAUACUGGUGCGAAAGACAGAUCUAUUUAUCGCCAAUAUUGGAGACAGUCGCGCGGUGGUCGCCAAAUUUUCAGAUGAGCAACAAUGCUACAGGCUACAUUGCGAGACGAAGGACCAUAAACCUGAUGUACCUGAAGAGUGUACUCGAAUAAAGAUGCAUAACGGACGGGUGUUUGAUUGGGGAUCCUGUCGCGUGUGGCUUCAAGAUGUCGACAUGCCAGGAUUGGCCAUGUCACGGUCGUUCGGAGAUUCGGUAGCUAAAACUGUUGGAGUAAUUGCGGAGCCUGAUGUAUUCAUAGUGGAGACAGUGGAGUUUGGUAGUACAGACAGGGAUCAGGAAGAGCAACGGCCUCUUGCCUUUGCAGUACUUGCUAGCGAUGGAAUCUGGGAAUUUAUGACAACCGAAGAGUGCAUACAUUUUCUUGGAGAGUGUAUCAUCAAUACAGGCAUGUCUCCUCAAGACGCUUGCACAGCAUUGAUAGAAGAAGCAUGCAAGCGUUGGGAUUCAGAAGAGGACGUGAUAGACGAUAUUACUGCAGUUGUUGUCUACUUUUGA